AUGGGCGCGGCGGUGCUGCGGGGGCUCUGCUUGCUCUGCGGGCUCUGCGGGCUCUGCGGUCCGCUGGGCGCGCCGGUCCUGGACGUCAACACCGUCGGGAGCCCGGCCCACGUGCACGGGGCUCGCCAGGGUUCACAGUGCUUAUCUGACAGGAACUGCAGUACCAGAACAUUCUGCCUCAAGCCCCGCAAUGAGAAGCCAUUCUGUGCCACGUGUCAUGGGUUCCGGAGGAGAUGCCAGCGUAAGGCCAUGUGCUGCCCAGGAAUGCUCUGCAUGAACGAUGUUUGUACUAUGAUGGAAGAUGCAACCCCAAUAAUAGACAGACAGAUCAAAGACCAUGAUGGCACAGACAAGAAGGGGACAACUGAGCAUCCAAUUCAGGAGAACAAACCCAAGAGGAAGCUAAGUAUUAAGAAAUCACAAGGCAGUAACGGACAAGAGGGAGAAAGCUGUCUUAGAACUUUGGACUGUGGCCUUGGACUUUGCUGUGCUCGUCAUUUUUGGACUAAAAUUUGUAAACCAGUCCUCCUGGAGGGACAGGUCUGCUCUAGGAGGGGGCAUAAAGACACUGCUCAAGCCCCAGAAAUCUUCCAGCGCUGUGACUGUGGCCCUGGACUGUCAUGUCAAAGUCAAGCAGCUGGCAAUCAACAACACACACGGUUAAGAGUGUGCCAAAAAACAUAA
This is a messenger RNA of Cynocephalus volans (Philippine flying lemur), 684 nucleotides long. It is a transcript of the gene DKK4, whose product is annotated as dickkopf WNT signaling pathway inhibitor 4. Gene Ontology annotation, molecular function: co-receptor binding; receptor antagonist activity. The coding region runs from base 1 to 684 and encodes 227 amino acids. Gene Ontology annotation, biological process: multicellular organism development; negative regulation of canonical Wnt signaling pathway. Gene Ontology annotation, cellular component: extracellular region. Lineage: Eukaryota; Metazoa; Chordata; Mammalia; Dermoptera; Cynocephalidae. The record is from RefSeq and is a predicted model, not a curated record. The transcript is spliced from 4 exons.